Ruditapes philippinarum (Manila clam) is the source of this 1419-nucleotide messenger RNA. RefSeq lists its product as uncharacterized. The transcript has 6 exons. The coding region runs from base 426 to 1391 and encodes 321 amino acids. NCBI's taxonomy places the organism in Eukaryota, Metazoa, Mollusca, Bivalvia, Venerida, Veneridae. The record is from RefSeq and is a predicted model, not a curated record.
UGAAAGGUCGUCGGUAGAAACACCUCUGAGAGUAAUUUUAGCAUUUUUCUUAUUUAAACUCUGAAAAUGACAUUGUUUGUAGAAAAAUAGUUUUUCUAUUGGUCAUCGGCUGUAUUUAAAAGGAAUUUCACGGUGUGUCAAAAAAAACUCUUUGAAAACAAGUUGACUCCCGAACUGCGUUCAUUACCAUGUUUAAUUUAUAGACAGAGACUAAGAGAACGAAAGUGUAUUUUUUGAUGAUUUUAUUGUUUUGUAUCAACAAACUGGAACAAUUAUUUUUAUAUCACAUAAAAAUAAUUAACUGACAGCAACUUGAAGCUCUGAUGCCAGUGUCAUUUGCAUAAUGGAUUAUGGAAAAUUAAUGAAUUAUUAUUGAAGAAAGGCCAGUCUGACAGUCAAGGAAAAGUUUGUUGGGUGAAGCGUCUAUGAGAUUGACAUUUUCAGAAAUGAACAGUAACUGUGGUACUCUUGUACUGACACUGGUUCUAACACUGGGAGUAUACGAUGGAUUUUGUAUGCUAGAUGAAUCGAAGGCGUAUUUAGAGCCUGAAAAUCAAGUGAAGAAAGUAGGCGACGAAGGACAGUUCAAAUGUAGGUCACCUGCUGAGUAUUCUUUAACAAAUCCAGAUAUUUCCUUCAUCUUGGAGCAUAAUGGAACAUUGAUAGAUAAAAGGGAGAGCGCUGAUAAGAGAACAGAUGGAAAGUUCGACUGGGCGAUUUUCAAGAUAAUGAGCCUUAAGAGAGAAGAUGCAGGGACGUAUAAAUGCAUUAUAGAUGCUGGUGGUGGUGUGAAUGUAACAGCAGAGAGUAAACUGUUUGUAAUUGAAGAUGAUCAUAGACCUAUCUUUGUGAAGGACGGAGACUCUUCAACUGUGAAAUGUUUUAACUCCACAUCCCUUGGCUUUGUACCUUAUGUUGAAUGUCUUUGGGGAGAUAAAAAAAUCUGUCACAGUAAAGUGUCCUGUUGUUCCAUAAAAGCUGAAAAGGAUAAUGCCCUCAAACCCAUCACUUGUAAAGUGACGUCCAAAGCUGCCUUUGACAAAAAUAAAAAAUUUGAUAAUGAAUCAUCUGCUGAACUUAAGAAAGAAGUUUCUGUGGUCAGUUGGAAUGCAUGUGAAGAAUUUCCCUGUACGUUAAAAGCCAAUGUAUAUGGCGUAACACCAGUAACACCAGUUCAAAUAUCUUGGAGUAUGGCUGGGAUAAACAUCUCAUCAACAGAAAAAGAAAUAAGCUCAAUGAUAAAAUCUACAACAGAUCCCAUCAACAGUACUGGAGUAGUACUCCUGACUGUCUCAGGAGGGCGAGCAAAGCAGUCUUGGAAUAUUUCAAUGGGUAAAAAUUAUUUAUCAUCUACUACAUUAAUGCUAUUUUUGGUUGCCAAUAGUGGGUAGAAUAUUUGUUUUUAUCUUGAAAGAAUCA